Fundulus heteroclitus (mummichog) is the source of this 2279-nucleotide messenger RNA. It is a transcript of the gene slc35a3b, whose product is annotated as solute carrier family 35 member A3b. Gene Ontology annotation, molecular function: UDP-galactose transmembrane transporter activity. The coding region runs from base 438 to 1538 and encodes 366 amino acids. Gene Ontology annotation, biological process: pyrimidine nucleotide-sugar transmembrane transport. Lineage: Eukaryota; Metazoa; Chordata; Actinopteri; Cyprinodontiformes; Fundulidae. The record is from RefSeq and is a predicted model, not a curated record. Gene Ontology annotation, cellular component: Golgi membrane. The transcript is spliced from 8 exons.
GGAGCAUGGUUUUGGUCUGCCUGGCUUGUUUUACAUCCUCUUUUUAGUGCGUCUCUAAGGCAGUAAAAUAUUAUACAGCAGUUUCAUAAUAGCGCUGUGCGGACUUUGUCUUUUAUACUCUUAAAGGAAGACAUGAUCUCUGGAAAUGAGAUCUGUUUUAGGCUUAUGCUGGAGUGAUGAUAGAUUGCCGGUAGUUGGAGCUAGUAACGUCAGUGUGGAGACAUGCCUCUGCUCCUCCCACCACCAGCAGAGAACCACUGAAGACCGCCUGUCUUUAGGAGCGAGGUUCCUGCUCCGGUUUGGUGUGGAGAGUUUGCCUCUAUCUUCCUUUUCUUCACUCAGAGCAUGGGCAGCUUUCCAUCUUGGGUCACGGUAAUGAGGUGACGAAAGAGGGAGGAAGUUCCGUUGAAACUACUCAGAAGUUUCAGUCAGGAAAUAUGAAGCAGAAGAGUAAAGAAUGUGCGUCGCCAGACCCCCAGGAUGCAGCAGACGUGAAGCUGGCUUCAAACCCAUCUGUGAACUCAGACAAGGAGUCGUCUGCAACGGUUAUGGCCACAGCCCAGCCCUCGCGGCUAAAGUAUCUGUCCCUGGGGGUGCUGGUGGUGCAGACCACCUCGCUGGUUCUCACCAUGCGCUACUCCCGCACUCUAAAGGAAGACGGUCCCCGCUACCUGGCCUCCUCCGCUGUGGUGUCCGCUGAGAUCCUUAAAAUCUUCACCUGUACCCUCCUCGUCUUGAUGGAAAACAAUCUCAGUGUGCGAGCGAUGGCCCUGCUGCUGAAGGAGGAGAUAGUGAACAAGCCUGUGGAGACCAUGAAGCUGGCCGUGCCUGCAGGGAUCUACACGCUGCAGAACAAUCUGCUCUAUGUUGCGCUGUCCAACCUGGAUGCAGCCACCUAUCAGGUCACGUAUCAGCUGAAGAUCCUCACCACAGCGCUCUUCUCUGUCUCCAUGCUCGGAAAGAAGUUGGGUCUCUACCAGUGGCUCUCCCUGCUGCUCCUCAUGGCUGGAGUCACUCUGGUGCAGUGGCCCACCGAGUCGGCAGGAGAGCAGAAGGUGCUGACCGCGGGCUCCCAGCUGGUGGGCGUGGUGGCUGUGCUGAUGGCCUGCAUGUCCAGUGGUUUUGCUGGGGUUUACUUUGAGAAGAUCCUGAAAGAGACCAAGCAGAGUGUGUGGGUCCGUAACAUACAGCUGGGUUUGUUCAGCUUUGUGUUCGGCUUUAUAGGAAUGAUGGUGUAUGACGGCCGGAGUGUGACACAGUCUGGGAUGUUUCAGGGCUACAAUGCCAUUACCUGCACAGUUGUUGUCCUGCAGGCUGUGGGCGGACUGGUCGUUGCUGUGGUGAUUAAAUAUGCAGACAACAUCCUGAAAGGAUUUGCCACCUCUGUGUCAAUCAUUUUGUCCACUCUCAUCUCAUAUUUCCUCCUGAACGACUUUAACCCCACAAGUUUGUUUUUCUUGGGAGCAGUGCUGGUGAUUGCUGCCACAUUUCUUUACAGCUACAAGGGCAAACCUGCCAGCAGCACCUUCAAAGUGUAGUGGACAGCUCUGUGAGCUGUGCUGCCUGAUGGAUGGGAUGGCAGACUUCCCCCUAACCCACCUCCCAGACUGAUGGACUGUGAACAGCGCUGGCACUCAGGGACUUAAAAUGCUGGAAGAGUUGAAGCAAUGGGACGGGUUACUGUGGAACAAUUCAGCUGGUUCUAGAGAGUCAGCCGUCUUUGCAGAAAAUAUUAGAUCUUAUGCAGCGACGGCGUCUGUCCGACAGUGUUUUACAUCUAAAACGCUGACAGAGAACAGUAGAGCCGAAUUGCCACGUCAACACUCUGUGAUGCAGUAACACUGAACUGCAACAACGAUAUAAAGAACGCAGAAGAUGUCAGUUCAAACUGCAGCAAGGAGAACUUGUUUUUAUUUUUAUGAAUUUGUUUGUUUUAAUGACAUGGGAAUGGAAAGCAUCGUAUUUCUAAACGUUGGUGCUGACUUCAUCUGAGUCAGAGGGGAGAACACGGGCUCCCUCUGGUGGAGGAAUGAGGAGGGACCUCUCUGCAAAGAGGAGGGGUCUACCUCUGCCCUGAGAUGCUGCAUGUUCUUUUUCUCACACCAGAUGAAUUAAAUCUGAUGAAAGCAACAUGACUGUUUGGUGCUCAGCGUUUAAGUAUUUAUUUUAAAAGCUCUUGUUCUAUUGUCACAUAUAUGUAAAUAAAGACAUUUUAUAAAUUAAUGAUUUAAAAUUGUAUUCACCUUGAUUCUUUCUUACAUCAAAGUGUAUAACUGCAU